Messenger RNA from Cryptomeria japonica (Japanese cedar), 692 nucleotides. RefSeq names its product blue copper protein. Gene Ontology annotation, cellular component: plasma membrane. The transcript is spliced from 2 exons. Gene Ontology annotation, molecular function: electron transfer activity. NCBI's taxonomy places the organism in Eukaryota, Viridiplantae, Streptophyta, Pinopsida, Cupressales, Cupressaceae. The record is from RefSeq and is a predicted model, not a curated record. The coding region runs from base 29 to 583 and encodes 184 amino acids.
GAUUACAAGGUAAUUUGCAAGUAAGGCAAUGGCAAUGGGAACGGCUGGUGUAUUGUUUGCUGUGGGUUCUCUCUUAUCACUUCUGAUGACAUGCCAGGCUACAAAGGUAUACACUGUGGGAGACGAAGCAGGUUGGACGUUGGACUAUGAUUAUCAGAAGUGGGCAUCAGGCAAAACAUUCUAUGUUGGAGAUACGCUCGUGUUUAAGUACUUUAACAGUGAGAUGGGCAAUCAUAAUGUGGUGAGAGUAAGCAGAACAGGCUAUACGAACUGUGUUAUCGAUCCGAACAUGGGAGUUUAUGAAAGCGGAAGCGAUAAAAUUGUUUUGAGUGCCCCAGGAGAUAUGUGGUUUAUUUGUGGAACGCCCGGUCACUGUGAAAGCGGCAUGAAACUUAAAAUCACUGUGAAAAAACCUGCCGGAAUUCCUGCUCCUUCUCCUGCUCCCGCACAAACAACUGACGGAAUCACUACUCCCUCUCCUGCUCCCGCACAAACAACUGACGGAAUCCCUGCUGCUUCUCCUGAUUCUUCUCCCGCUUCUGCUCCCGAUUCUAUCCUUCCCACAUGGCUUCCAUGGCAUUGACAGGACCUAUUUUUCUCUGUCUAUGUUUCUAAUAUUAAGAUUUGGGGAUCCAGGAUUCUGACAUUACAUCUGUUUAUUUUUCUCUAAAUAAGCUAAUAAUAACAUGAAU